This is a messenger RNA of Paramuricea clavata, 486 nucleotides long. The record is from the annotation of a GenBank genome assembly. NCBI's taxonomy places the organism in Eukaryota, Metazoa, Cnidaria, Anthozoa, Malacalcyonacea, Plexauridae.
AUGUCUGGUGUGUGGGAACGACUAAUUCGAAGUGUGCGCAAAGUCAUGAAGGCUAUCCUCGGACAUCCACAUGCCUUUGUGGAUCGUGAGACGUUGCGGACACGUUUCGCUGAAGUUGUUGGUAUCCUUAACACCCGUCCGUUGUGUCCAAGCAGUGAUGAUCCAAAAGAUAUGGAAGCGCUAACGCCAAGCCAUUUCCAGACAGCACAGGUUCUAGCAAAUCAAUUUUGGGCUCGCUGGGUUCGAGAGUAUCUUCCCAUUCUUCAAGUAAGGAAAAAGUGGCUUGUGUCGAAAAGAAAUCUUCAAGUGAAUGAUCUCGUGUUGGUCGUUGACUCAACCCAGCCAAGAAGUCAUUGGAAUCUAGGACGUGUGACGAAGGUGUUUCCUGGCACGGAUGGUUUAGUACGCACAGCCGAAGUAAAGACCCAGUCGUCGUUACUAGUGAGACCGAUCGCAAAGCUUUGCUUGUUAGAAGAGACGAAAUGA